AGAAUGUGAGCAAAGAUUUGUUUGGAUGGGAAUCUCUAGUAGCCGUGUUUCUCGUUUUCCCUUUGUCCCUACCAAACGCACCCUUAAAUAGAAGCGUCAAAACCUCGCCACUCCCCACUUCCGCCAUUUUCCAAAGCUUGUUCUAUUCGCAUUCGUCUUCUUCGCUGAUCAAUAAUGAGCUGCUCAGCCAACCUGUUCACCAACCACAAUCCGCUUUCGCCGGCGGCCAAUAAGUACCGCCGCUCGACCAAUCUCGUUCCGCAAUACAGGAGACUCGCAAUCCCUCCUUGCAAUGGCGGCGGGAGAGUGGCGGCGUGCCUUAACGUGGAAACGCGCGCACCGGAUUCCGGGGCGGCGAAGUUGGGAACCCGGGCGAAGAGCAGCGAGAUUAUGGAGGAAUCUGAGAGGUAUUUCGUGGGGACCUAUGCCAGAGCUCCCCUGGUGCUUUCUAGUGGCAAAGGCUGUAAAUUGUACGAUGUUGAAGGGCGAGAGUACUUGGAUUUGACCUCGGGGAUUGCCGUCAAUGCCCUCGGCCAUGCCGAUCCCGAUUGGGUCCGGGCGGUUACCCAGCAGGCUAAUAUCCUAACUCACGUCAGCAAUAUCUACCAUUCACUUCCGCAGGUUGAACUGGCAAAACGCCUUGUCGGUUGCUCAUUUGCUGACCGUGUUUUCUUCUCAAAUUCUGGAACUGAAGCAAAUGAAGCUGCAAUUAAGUUUGCAAGGAAGUUCCAGAGAUUUUCACAUCCUGACAUGGAGCAGCCUCCUGUGGAGUUUAUUGCCUUCUCCAAUUGCUUUCAUGGGAGGACUAUGGGCGCUGUUGCUUUGACAAGUAAAGUGCAUUAUAGGUCACCAUUUGAACCUGUGAUGCCGGGAGUUACUUUCUUAGAAUAUGGUAAUAUUCAGGCAGCAACAGAACUGAUUCAGAGUGGAAAAAUUGCUGCUGUUUUUGUCGAACCAAUCCAGGGUGAAGGGGGCAUAUAUAGUGCUACAAAGGAGUUUUUACAAGCUCUACGUACUUCCUGUGAUAAUGCUGGUUCACUUCUUGUGUUUGAUGAGGUUCAAUGUGGCCUAGGACGAACUGGUUAUCUUUGGGCGCAUGAAGCUUAUGGUGUAUACCCGGAUAUAAUGACGCUAGCCAAGCCCCUUGCCGGAGGUCUACCUAUCGGGGCCGUGCUGGUGACCGAGAAGGUAGCCGCUGCCAUAAACUAUGGAGAUCACGGCAGCACCUUCGCCGGUGGUCCUCUGGUCUGCAAUGCCGCAGUGACUGUACUAGAUAAAAUUUCAAACCCAGAAUUUCUGGCCAGUGUUUCCGACAAAGGACAGUACUUCAAAGAACUGUUGGGCAAGAAGCUGGGAGGAAACAACCAUGUGAAGGAGAUAAGAGGCUUCGGGCUCAUCAUCGGCAUAGAACUCGAUGUGGCGGCAACGCCACUCGUGGAGGCGUGUCAAAACUCCGGCCUCCUCGUCUUGACUGCCGGAAAAGGCAAUGUUGUGAGGCUUGUUCCUCCUCUCAUCAUCUCAAAGCAGGAAUUAGACCAAGCAGCCGAUGUUUUAGCUGCCUGUUUGCCUGUGUUGGAUAAGAGCACCUAAGUUGCCAUAUCUCUGCUUGUCUGUAAGCUUUUUCAUUACACAAGUAAUUUGGUUUUUGUUUGCUUUUGUUAGUCAAAAAACUCACUAUUCCCCUAGAGUCCGGAUGCAACAUUUAUGAAUAUUUUUUUUUAGUACUA
This is a messenger RNA of Ipomoea triloba (trilobed morning glory), 1727 nucleotides long. Its product is annotated as acetylornithine aminotransferase, mitochondrial. The transcript has 3 exons. Gene Ontology annotation, biological process: arginine metabolic process. Gene Ontology annotation, cellular component: chloroplast stroma. Gene Ontology annotation, molecular function: identical protein binding; transaminase activity; pyridoxal phosphate binding. Lineage: Eukaryota; Viridiplantae; Streptophyta; Magnoliopsida; Solanales; Convolvulaceae. Bases 175 to 1590 code for a protein of 471 amino acids. The record is from RefSeq and is a predicted model, not a curated record.